Messenger RNA from Hermetia illucens (black soldier fly), 901 nucleotides. RefSeq lists its product as uncharacterized. The coding region runs from base 61 to 573 and encodes 170 amino acids. NCBI's taxonomy places the organism in Eukaryota, Metazoa, Arthropoda, Insecta, Diptera, Stratiomyidae. The record is from RefSeq and is a predicted model, not a curated record. The transcript is spliced from 2 exons.
UAGUUCGCUUUGGUUUUUCUAUUCAUUGAGAGUGUAUAAUACUUUUCUAAUUAUUAUAAAAUGUUCUCAGCAAAGUCGUUACUAAUCGUCAACGUGCUUUUCGUAGCAUGUCAAGCACUCGCGCUAGAUUACCCUGAUAAUGAAAUAGCACCAAUUGAAGAUGCAUUCGAUUUGGAAAAGGAUAAUACCGUUAUAGUGCAAGGCGUUGACAAUAUUGACAACUUUCAAAAGGAACAUCCUGAAUUAACCCUAGAAGAAUUGGAUGUGUUGAGUAAUGUUCGCGGACAAAUGGUUUACACCCUUGGGAAUAGAGCUGCAGGCGAUCGAUUGGUUGGAAAAGCUGCCAGAAAACAGACAUGGUCUACGAAACAGAACGUCAAAAUACAGUUGACUUACCCUAGUCGAGGAGUUGGAGCAAUGGUGACUUAUGUUCACAUUGUUGUGAAUCAGUCAACCAAGUUGGGACGGGCCUACGUUGUAAAAGGCGGACUUCAUCAACACCAAAUAGGCAUCGUAGUUGAAGCUUAUAAAACCAAAUUUGUUGAUUAUCAUGUUGAAAUUUACGGAAUUUAACUGUGCUACAAAAAUGUAAUCGCGACUCUCACAUUCAUUAGUGAGAGUCCUUAUUUUUUGUGCUCCACAGAUAAGAUCGGUCAUUUUGUUAUUCCUACUAAAUAAGUGAUUUUUCAUCUAAUUGUAAUUCAGGAUAAUAUUGAACACUUUUUAGUGAAACCUCAUACAUUGUAACAAAUGCAUAAUUUUUAUAAAUACCAAAAAUGAUAGUUAAGCAAUUAAAACUGAAACACCAAAAUGAAGUGUUUACAUAAAGAACUUGUGAAUAUGAUAAUUCGAAAAAUUUCUAUUAAAUAAGAUAAAUAAAUAUUUUAGUUGGUUAAAUUUA